CUUUCUUCACCUGUGCUACAGGGCAUUAUGCUGACCAUGACAGUUGCAGACCUUAAAUUCCUCUGAUAGAGCAUUUGAGGUCAACUGCCAAGCUCUCAGUGGAGAUGGAGUAAAGCACCUUUAUCUAAGCCUUCACUAACACAGUACUCAGCCGUGACUCAGAGAGGGCACCACCAAGGAGUUGAAUGAUUUAUUUAUGAGGACUGUUCCUUAACUAUCCGCCUGCAGAUCACAAGGCCUCUCAGCGCUUAUGCCUUCAGGCUAACUUGAAACAGAUAUUCUCAGCAGUGCAUGGUCCUGUUAGCCCACAUUGCAGUUCCACGUGCUUCACACUGUCCACCAUGCCAACCUUACCCGAAGACAAGGGACAAUCAAAAGAGGCACAACACAACAGUUCUCCUCCAGCCAAAGACACUACUGUUGAAGGGACAACAUGCAGUACACCUUCUGUUGUUCUUCCAGAGAAUGCUGUUACGCCAGAUGUAGAAAUUGAUAAAAAUCUGCUUAACAGGCCUCGUAGUCCUCAUAGGAGACAUUCUAACCGUGCCACUAGGAAUCCAACAAGUUCAUUGACUUCUGUUGACAACAGCGGUCAUGUGAUUGAUCUGGUAAAUGAUCAGCUACCAGAUGUCAAAAUAUCAGAGGAAGACAAAAAGAAGAACCUUGAAUUACUAGAAGAAGCAAAGAAAGUGAGCGAGAGGUUUCUAAUGCGCAGAGGCAGAAAGUCAAGAAGCAGCCUUCAGGAAUCACCCACAGCUGUUUCCCCUACACUUAGUCCUAAAGUUUCACCAGUAGCAUCUCGGAGCAACUCUCUCAGUCUUCCAGUUCCAUCAGGGUCUGAUGCAUGCACAACCACUAGUGUCGAGUCAGUAUCUCCAGGGCAGAAUAUCAGAACUGUCAAAGAGGAUGACAGGCAAACUGCAGAGAAUGCUGCAAAAGGAUUAAUUGAUCGAAGGCAGAAUGAUCAAAGAAAGAUUUCUCAGGGAAGGUUGGUUCCUCGUUCUGCUGGUUUUGAAAACUCCAAAGAGAAGCUCUCAGAACAAAAAGAAAACUUUGAUCCACGUAAACAUAUGGAUACUUUACCUAAAUGCUCCCCUUCAGGUGGUGAUGGUGGCAGAACGUCUCUUAACACUUGCAUGAAUGUUUGUGAAAAUGAACUUGGAAAGUCAUUCCUCAAGAAAGCAAAAGAUAAUGAUGUUCCUUUAAGAACCCAUCUACCAGGACCAGGAGUAGGAAAUAUAGACUCGAAGCUAAAAAUUCCUGUUCCAGAAAUGAGGGACCAUAAAGUUUCAUGUAAACCAGAAUUUAAACUGUGUGGAGUACGUCCUCCUCUACUACGGGCUGUAUCAUGGGAUAGCUUGGAGCCUGGACAGAAGGAUAAAACACCUUUAAAAUUACCAUCUGAGGAAGAUAAAAGCUUUGUUGUUGGUAAUAAAUCCACCAAUCAAUUAAAAGCAUUCAAAGACCUUCAAAUCCAAGUUCAACCAGUUCGAAUGCAGAAAUUGACAAAGCUCAGAGAGGAGCAUAUUUUGAUGAGAAAUCAAAAUUUAGUUGGACUUAAACUUCCUGAACUUAGUGAAGCAGCUGAACAGGAAAAAGGCCCUUCACCUCUCCCUUCCCCCACUGAAGAGGAAGAGACAAAGAAUAGCUCUGACGUCAUGCCCAGCAUUCCUGAUGUAUUGCUGCGAAAACUACGAGUGCACAAAUCGCUUCCAGGAAGCUCCCCUCCACUUACUGAAAAAGAAGUUGAGAAUGUAUUUGUACAACUUUCCUUGGCCUUUAGAAAUGAUAGUUAUACCUUGGAAUCUAGAAUUAACCAAGCAGAGAGAGAAAGAAAUCUCACUGAAGAGAAUGCUGAGAAGGAACUGGAAAACUUUAAAGCAGCCAUUACGUCUUCAGCUCAUUUAUGGCAUCACUAUGAACACAGAGAAGCUUACCAGAAGCUAUUGGAGGAUAUUGCUGUUCUGCGGCGUUUAGCUGCUAGACUAUCUAGUCGUGCUGAGAUGGUUGGAGCCGUUCGCCAGGAGAAGCGUAUGUCAAAGGCAACAGAAGUAAUGAUGCAGUAUGUGGAAAAUCUGAAAAGAACAUAUGAAAAGGAUCAUGCUGAGCUAAUGGAGUUCAAGAAACUUGCCAAUCAGAAUUCUAGCAGAAGCUAUGGUGCACCUGAAGAUGGAGUACCUCGUUCAUCUAGAUCCAUGUCUCUUACUGUUGGAAAGAAUAUGCCUCGGAGGAGAGUCAGUGUUGCUGUUGUUCCUAAAUUUAACUCCUUAAGCAUUCCUGGUCAGUCACCAACAGCUUCACCCAUACCUUCAAUGCCAUCCCUGUCUGAGUCACCUAGUAAUGGAAGAAGCAAUCUAACAUCUACUCCUGUUCUGCCAGCACUUUUAGAAAAUGGAAAGACUAAUGGAGAGCCUGAGUGUGAAACCUCUACUUCUGUGCUGACACAGAGUGGGUUGGAAGAGAUCAAUCCUGAAACUAAAGCCAAGAUAGAAGAGGAAGCAUAUAACAAAGGCUAUCAGGAAGGCUUGAAGAAAACCAAAGAACUUCAGGAACUGAAGGAAGAAGAUGAAGACACACCAAAAGAAAGUCAUGAUGAACAUGAAGAAAGUGAAAAUGAAGAUGAGAUAAAAAACCUGAAAAGCAGCAGACUUGAAGUCAUCAUUAAUUAUUUACAUAUACUGUACCCCAAACUGUGUAAACACUGGAAUGUGGUAUGGCUUGUAGUGGCUGCGAUAAUCAUUUUUGCUGUGGUGUUGGGAAUAUACCAUUCAUACAACUCCUGUGAUGAAAAAUCAGAGGGACCUGAAGGGAAGGCCAGCUGUUCUGCUGCCCAUCAGUAUUCCUGGUGGAACUCAGGAUUUCAACAUGAGCAACGCACUGAAUAAUAAAGGAACAAUCAUGUAUUUAUGGUA
Molecule: messenger RNA, 2912 nt
Organism: Haliaeetus leucocephalus (bald eagle)
Lineage: Eukaryota; Metazoa; Chordata; Aves; Accipitriformes; Accipitridae
Gene: IRAG1
Product: murine retrovirus integration site 1 homolog
Exons: 23
Coding region: 342-2885 (847 amino acids)
Source: RefSeq, a predicted model, not a curated record